AUGGCGGCGACUGGAUCGGGCAGCGGCGGCAGACAGAAUGAGGAGGCGAGUCGGCGGUGGAGCCUGGCCGGCAAGACGGCACUCGUCACCGGAGGAACCAAAGGGAUCGGGCUUGCGAUCGUGGAGGAGUUGGCAAGCCUUGGCGCCAGGGUGCACACCUGCUCCCGCACCGCCGGCGACCUGGACGCAUGCCGGCGCCGCUGGGCCGACAAGGGCCUACUCCACGCCGGCGACGACGUGAUCACCACCUCCGUCUGCGACGUGUCCUCGGAGCGCGACCGGGAGAGCCUGGUGGCCACCGUGCGCGACCUCUUUCGCGGCAGCCUCCACAUCCUCGUCAACAACGCCGGCGGAUCCCUGUACAGGCCGGCGGCGGCCACCACGCCCGACGACUACGCCCGCGUCAUGGCCACCAACCUCGACUCGUGCUUCCACCUCAGCCGCCUCGCCCACCCGCUCCUCCGGCAGGCUGAGGCGGACGGCGGCGCCGUGGUGGUGCACAUGUCCUCCGUGGCGGCCUUCGUCGCGUACCCAGCGCUGUCCGCCUACUCGGUCAGCAAGGGCGCCCUGCAGCCGCUCACCAGGAGCCUCGCCGCCGAGUGGGCGCCGCACGGCGUCCGCGUCAACUGCGUCGCGCCGGGGGUCAUCGACAGCACGGGCAUCUCCGGCACGACGCUGGGCGACGCCGGCAGGGCGCGGAGGCUGGCGGAGAUGGAGAUGUCACGGGUGCCCAUGCGCCGCUUCGGCACGCCGCAGGAGGUGGCCGCGCUCGUUGCCUUCCUUUGCAUGCCCGCCGCCUCCUACAUAACUGGUCAGGUCAUCUGCAUCGACGGCGGACGAACCGUUGCCGCCAAACUGUGA
Molecule: messenger RNA, 861 nt
Organism: Miscanthus lutarioriparius
Lineage: Eukaryota; Viridiplantae; Streptophyta; Magnoliopsida; Poales; Poaceae
Source: the annotation of a GenBank genome assembly